Molecule: messenger RNA, 522 nt
Organism: Epithele typhae
Lineage: Eukaryota; Fungi; Basidiomycota; Agaricomycetes; Polyporales; Epitheliaceae
Product: ATP synthase d subunit
Exons: 6
Coding region: 1-522 (173 amino acids)
Biological process (GO): proton motive force-driven ATP synthesis
Molecular function (GO): proton transmembrane transporter activity
Source: RefSeq, a predicted model, not a curated record
AUGGCCUCAAAAGCAGCAGCCGCGACGGUGGACUUCGCCCGCAUGUACACGUCGCUCGGUCUCGGAAAGGAGACCGUCGCCGCCCUCCAGGCGUUCCGCAAACGGCACGGCGACGCCCAGCGCAUCCAGGCGCAGCUCGCGGGCCAGCCCACGACCGUCGAUCUGGAGCACUACCGCUCAGUCCUCCGCAACAAGACCGUCGUCGACGAGGCCGAGAAGAUCCUUCGGGAGUUCAAGCCCGUCACGUACGACGUGAGCGCGCACGUCAAGGCGAUUGAGACGUUCGAGACCAAGGCGGUUGCGAAGGCGAAGGAGACUUCGGACAAAAUCGACGCGGAGCUCAAGGCCCUCCAGGCGACCCUUGCCAACAUUGAGGAGGCCCGUCCCUUCGAGGAGCUCACGGCGGAGGAAGUCGGCGAAGCACACCCACGUAUUCGCGAGGCUGUCGAGACGAUGGUGAAGAAGGGCAAGUGGACCGUGCCUGGCUACAAGGAGACGUUCGGCAACCUCUCUCUUAUGUAA